AGAAUCCAUCAGUCAAGAACUAUCCUGAAAAUGUAAUUAUUGUGAUUGCUAAAAACUAGAAUCAUCUAAAGAAUCAAUAAGCAUGGCCUUUGUGGCCCAUAAUUGGAGGAACAGCAAAAGAGCUUUUCCACUGGAAACUCUUCUGAUGCCACAGGUCCCCCGUGGCAAUUACUUGCACCUUCUGGAAGAGAAACAAAGACUGCAGCUAAAGAAAUUUCUCCUUCAUAGGAUGUUUCUGGUGGCCAACAUACAAGCGAACAUGGAGAAAAGAGAAAUUGCUGAGUACUACGAUCAAUUGUUUCAGUCGAUCUUGAAACAUCACAUAGGAGAAGAAGUGACAGGGUUAUUGCUCAUCUACCCCACUUCCAUGCUGCAUAUCCUUGAAUCCUCCAACGGAACUCUUCACCAAAUCCUUUUAGAUUAUUUUAACCAUCAAAGGGACGAAACUGAAUUUUGGGUUCAAAAAAUGAAAAUUAUAGUCAUUUCUCAUAACAUCCCAACAAGACUCUUCAUGCAUUGGUAUGUUUCAGUAGUAAAAGUGCCAGUCUUGUAUCUCGACGAUGUGACACAGUCACAGUCUCUCGAAGAGGUCAUCAUGGAUUUUUUCAUCCAGACUCAUAAGCUGGCACUCUACCUUUUUAAGACUGUUAAAGUGGGCUCUAAAGGACUAGGUGAUACCUUGCACCAGACUGCACCUGACCUGCUCCCCCCAGAACAAAUCAUAAAGUAUCUGUGCAAAUCUGAAGAAUUCAUGGACCCAGCAACAUUCGUAAACAUGUACAACAAACCCAUGCAUGUCACCUUGGACUCCGAGCUGGUGUGGCCCGCUCCCUCCAGCUUCUAGGAUCAAAAGAGAUAAUAUCGGGGCCAGGGAUUUAGCUCAGUAGUUUCACUGCCUGCUGCACAAGCGCAAGGACACGAGUUUGAUCCCUGGUACCAAAAAAAAAAAAGAAGAGAUAAUGUCAUCAGGUCUCAAGGAAUUUGUGCUACCUAAAUAGAACUAUUCCUAACAUUACUCUUCUUUUAAAAAAAGGACACUACAAUAUACACAAAGGUACUCUGUUCAUCUUUAUGAAAUAUGUAUCUAUUUGUUUUGAUAGA
Messenger RNA from Heterocephalus glaber (naked mole-rat), 1101 nucleotides. RefSeq lists its product as hypothetical. Lineage: Eukaryota; Metazoa; Chordata; Mammalia; Rodentia; Bathyergidae. The record is from RefSeq and is a predicted model, not a curated record.